Sparassis crispa is the source of this 1848-nucleotide messenger RNA. RefSeq lists its product as hypothetical. Gene Ontology annotation, molecular function: ubiquitin protein ligase binding. The record is from RefSeq and is a predicted model, not a curated record. Lineage: Eukaryota; Fungi; Basidiomycota; Agaricomycetes; Polyporales; Sparassidaceae. The transcript has 13 exons. Gene Ontology annotation, cellular component: cytoplasm. Bases 1 to 1848 code for a protein of 615 amino acids. Gene Ontology annotation, biological process: proteasome-mediated ubiquitin-dependent protein catabolic process; regulation of proteolysis.
AUGGAGUCUCUGUCGCCAGAAUAUCAGGAGAGCACUACCGUCAAGUUCGAAUGGGUUGUCCGCAAUCUCAAGAAUCUAUUUGAGUCUAGUAAGGGUGAACAGAAGUCCAAAGUCACCAAGUCGGUCAGGUUUGGUGGUGGACGCUGGCAGAUAUUAUUCUACGCCAAUUCUGGAAGCGCAAACACCGAGGGACAAACAUUCGUUAGCCUAUACCUUUCCUGUGAACCCACGGCGGAGGAAAAAGAUAAUGCGGUGAAUGGAAAAUGGUUCCGAGAAGGCGUAUUCAAGUUUGGGUUUGAGCUCCGGAACCUCCAGAAGAACGUCUUAUUCAACUUCAAAGAGGCACAUGACCACUCAUUUUCCUACAAGACACAAAAUUGGGGCUGGGCCCAGUUUGCACGGAGAGACUUGGUUUACUACCAGCCCAACGCAGUAAGGACGCAGGAUGCGUUCCUCAUAGUUUGCACUAUCUCCUCUUCUCCCUCUCCGCCUAUUCAGCCUCCCGCAAUUCCUCGUCAUCCUGUGCCCAGGGAUCUGCUGAAUGCUAUCGGCAGUCUUCUUGACGACCCCGUAUACUCCGAUGUGGAGUUCGUUUUGCCUAGACGGGGUAAAAGCGGAAGGGGCCCCAGGCGGAUAUACGCCGCGCGAAGGUUGCUCCGUCGCGUAGAUUAUUUUGAUGCCAUGUUCCACUCUGGAUUCGCCGAAGCAUCGUCAGACGGGCCGGCGUUUGACUUUGAAAGCGCAUCGCUGGAUAGUGAUCCUGCUGAUGACGGCGCAGAUACGUCGUCGCUGACGCGCCAAUUCGAGGAUUCGGAUGACGAAGACGACGACGAAGUUCUCGACAAUGACCAAGAUCAAGACCACGACAUCGAAGUCGUCAAUCGAGACCCUCCACCGGAUGCAGCUCCGGAGGGGGUUCAUGAAAACGUGCAGAGUAAUUCUUCUGACGUAUUUGAGUCAUGGCAAGGUAUCGGGGAUGAACACAGUUCUCAGCAAGGUACAGCUGAAUCGGAUGAGCAGCCACACCGCAAUGUGCGCGCCAAGCUGUCUCACCCAUCAAGUCCUAGAACCAGGGAGUUGGCACUGGAGCAGCAAGAGGUGAACGUGCCUCCUGCACCUAAUCCACCAGCUGAUGCGAACCCAUCGAGCACUGUACCCGGCCCACGGAAGACACGGGUUGUUGUGCGAGAUGUUGCCUACGCCACAUACCGUGCAGUUCUGUACUACAUCUAUACUGACACUAUCAUCUUCGCACCUCUCUCCUCCUCUUUUGUGGCAUCCUCCAGCUCAGCAGCCAAGCCUAGUGUCGCAGGGCCAUCUACCCCCGGCUUAGUCGCCUCAGAAAGCCAAUCUACAGCAAUGGGCAUGCGCUCCGCGCACCAGCAGGCGGAUAGCUCCUUCGUGUCCCCGUCGACACUGAGUCCAACCUCGCGCAGAGAGUGGAUUGCUGCGUGGGAGAGGAACAAUUCUCCUGGCCGGCCCCUGCCUUGCUCUGCAAAAGCGGUCUACAGGUUGGCGGACAAGCUGGACCUCCAAGAGCUGAGGGAGCGCGCAUUCCAGCACAUCGUGAAGUCGUUAUCGGUCGAUAAUGUGGCGUACGAGGUGUUCUCCACGUUCUCUGCAGCAUUUGAAGACGUCCGCAAGGUGCAGGUGCACUUCUUCCUGGACCACUGGACCGAUAUCCGCGGCUCGGACUCGAUGCGCAACGUCUGGCAACAGAUCCGGCUCGGCAGGCACCCAGGCUUCGAAGAAGUUUGGCCUGUCAUUGCACUUAAUUUGGAGUUCAAAGCGCGCUCCACGGAGUCACCGAGUGCAGACGGGAAGGAUGGGACCGCUGGAGAAACCUGA